AUGUUCCGUGGCACAUUUCGAGCCCUUUAUCCUUGUAUAUUAACUCCAUCAACUCACUUACCGAUCUCCCCUACAUUCGUGCAUACUGCUGCUGAGAAGAUGGCUCAGUCUAAUAGGCUCCUGAUCUAUGUGAUGCGACGGGACUUAAGGGUGACCGAUAAUCCCAUACUGCAUGAACUUACUAAAACAAAGCAUGGCUUCACUCACCUUCUACCUUUGUAUACUUUUUCAGCGGAGCAAAUUGAGGUCAGCGGGUUUUUACAAAGCGGCGCUCAAAGCCCAUAUCCAGAGGCGCGGAGUAAAGUUGGUUCUUUUUUUCGGUGUGGUCCUCACCGUGCCAAGUUCAUCCUUGAAAGUGUGAUUGAUGUCAAGAAGGAACUAGAGAAUCUUGGGAGUGGUUUAUGCAUUCGUGUUGGGAUGCUCGGUGAGGUAGUAGAAGAUUUAUUAACAAAAUUUGCGUCAAAUAAAGUCAAGGUUGCAGCGCUAUGGAUGACAAGCGAUCAUGGUUAUGAAGAAAAGAUAGAAGAAAUUGCUGUUCAUAAAAUGUGCCAAGCUGCUAAAGUUGGUUUUCGACUCUUUGCUGAUGAGAAAUAUCUCAUUGAUGAUCGUGAUCUUCCAUUCGAUAAUUUUCGAGAUCUCCCAGACGUCUUCACCAGCUUUCGAAAGAGUGUCGAACCACUUCGAAGCAAUCCGCGGAAACAGCUGCCAGCACCGCAAGUCGGAUCACUUCCUCAAUGUCCCGAAAUUAUACCUCCCCAACUCGCGCCAUUCGCUAUUCCUGAAUCUUCGCAAGGGUUACAGGAAGCUCUUCUCAAACCUCUUCAUCCGCAGGCAUUUUUAAGGCAUCCUCCAACAUAUCCAUCAAAAGCGAUAUCUAGCUUUCCCCUUAAGGGCGGCUGCUCUCACGCUCUAGACCGUCUUCAUCAUCUAUUAUCAACCUCAUGUAUAACAGAUUAUCAUGAAACCCGUAACGGCUUACUUGGUGCCGACUAUUCAACAAAGCUAUCACCAUAUCUCGCACUUGGUUGUAUAACUGCGCGUCAAAUUCACCAUAGUAUGUUAUCAUUCGAAAAUGGAACAAAUUCAGAUUUAUCUUCAGUACACGGAUAUGGUGAAGGUGAGAAUAGUGGAACUAAAGCAGCGCGUUUUGAGUUACUUUGGCGGGACUACAUGCGGCUCUGUGCUAAAAAGUUUGGACUUAAACUCUUUCGUCUCUCAGGCUUCAAAGGACCGGAUAGUCAUGGAACAAAAUGGCAAUCUCCUAAUAAAAAGUAUCCUGUAAGUUUGAAGCCAGAAUUACAAGAGAAGAUUGAUAGAUUCCUCAACGGAACCACCGGAAUGGGAUUGGUGGACGCAGCAAUGCGAGAGCUUUUUCAUACCGGAUUCACCUCAAAUCGCACGCGCCAGAAUGUUGCAUCUUAUCUCGCUAAGCAUCUUAAUAUCGAUUGGCGCAUUGGAGCAGAAUGGUACGAAUGUAUGCUUAUAGAUCAUGACGUUUCAUCUAACUGGGGUAACUGGCAAUACGUUGCGGGCGUUGGUAAUGAUCCUCGUGGUUCCGAUCGUGUGUUUAAUCCUGUGAAGCAAGCAUUUGAUUACGAUCCUAUCGGCGAAUAUAUUAAGACUUGGUGUCCGGAGUUACGUGCGCCAGGUCUUAGGCCUAGUGAAAUAUAUCAGGCGUGGACGAUAGACGAAUCAAGAAGGGAAGGUCUGGGCUUAAAAGGUCUGGUUCAGGUAGAAAAACCACUCCGCAUGAUCCAGUAUACAAAUCACGGGCGUGGACGUGGUCAACGGCCAAAACAAUAUCAGAGAACAGGCCCUCUAGAUAAAGAGUCAGCCGACUAUGGUGGAUAUGGGUAUGGAAGUACGAGAGGACAUUUGAGCUCUUCUCGGGGCAGAGGCAGGAGGAGUAGAGGUUAA
Messenger RNA from Blumeria graminis f. sp. triticale, 1917 nucleotides. Lineage: Eukaryota; Fungi; Ascomycota; Leotiomycetes; Helotiales; Erysiphaceae. The record is from the annotation of a GenBank genome assembly.